AUGAAUCAAGUGGUGGUGAUGCCAUACCCCGGCAGAGGCCAUAUAAACCCUCUCUUGAACCUUUGCCACCUCUUCUCUUCUCGUUUCCACCAUCCAAAUCUCACCACCGUCUUCACCGUCGUCGUCACCGAGGAGUGGCUCAAGCUCAUUGGUUCAGAUCCGAAGCCAAAAAACGUCCGAUUCGUCACCAUUCCCAAUGUUAUGCCAUCGGAGCUCAACCGUGGCUCCGACGCUAUAGGCUUCUUCACUGCCGCUCAGAAUAAAUUGGAAACUCCGUUUGAUCGGCUGCUUGACCGCUUGGAUUUGCCGGUGAAUCUCAUCAUCGCUGAUGUUACGCUGCGAUGGUCGUUGGACGUUGCUAAUCGGAGGAAUAUUCCGGUUGCUGCUUAUUGGCCGAUGUCGGCUUCAAAUUUUACCUUGUGGUAUCAUAUGGAUCUCCUUGAGGAACACCAGCACGUCUAUGCCGAUCUCUCAGGAAGAGGAGAAGAGUAUGUCGAUUACAUACCCGGCUUACAACCGAUUAAGGUGACGGAUUUUCCGGUGGUCGAUCGGAGAUUCCAUGGCAUCAUACCCGAUCUUGUUUCUAUAAACAAAAAAGCACAAUUUCUACUACUAGCAACCGUGUAUGAACUAGAACCCGAAGCCAUUGAUGCUAUCAAACACAAAUUUCAAAUACCCGUUCACGCCUUUGGACCCAACAUACCCAACUUACGGCUCCAACCCGCUUUUCCGUCAAACGAGCACAGUUACUUCUCGUGGCUAGACUCCAAGCCUGCAGGAUCGGUACUUUAUAUCGCAUUAGGAAGUUAUCUCUCGGUUUCGAGUGCUGAAAUGGACGAAAUCCUUGCCGGAUUGAAGCAAAGUGGGGUGAACUUCUUGUUGAUUGCAAGAGGAGAUGCGUUUUCACGGUUGAGUCGAGAUUGUGGGAGCAACGGUCUGGUGACGGAAUGGUGCGACCAGUUGCGGGUGUUGUUACACUCUUCGAUUGGAGGGUUUUUGAGUCAUUGCGGGUGGAAUUCGAUCAAGGAAAGUGUGUUUUCGGGUGUGCCGAUUUUGACGUUUCCUAUAACGGGCGAGCAAGAUAUUAACAGUGAAGUGAUUGUUGGAGAUUGGAAGAUCGGUCGGAAGGUGAAGACGGGGAGUAAUGUGGUGGCGAGGGCGGAGAUCGCGGCGGUGGUACGGCGGUUUAUGGAUCGUGAAAGUGAUGAAAGUAAAGAAAUGAUGGAAAGGGUGAAGAAAGUUAAGGGUGUUUGCAGAGUGAGUGUGAGUGAAGGGGGGUCAGCUACAAGAGAGAUUGAUUCUUUCAUUAGGGACCAGUUGGGUUUGAGCGAUAGCAAAGUUGGUAAAGCGGUGGAGUGAUCGACUGUUUUCAAAUACAUAUUCAAGUUUGAAUUUCGUAGGAGAACCCCUCCACCAGUAUCAGUCUUAGAUGUCGUUUGUUUUUUAAGAGAUGUUGAAGUCUGAAGUCAUGAUUUCAUUUCUAAUUUAUAAGUGGUGGUCCUUAGAUCU
Molecule: messenger RNA, 1509 nt
Organism: Cynara cardunculus var. scolymus (artichoke)
Lineage: Eukaryota; Viridiplantae; Streptophyta; Magnoliopsida; Asterales; Asteraceae
Product: UDP-glycosyltransferase 87A1-like
Exons: 2
Coding region: 1-1359 (452 amino acids)
Molecular function (GO): UDP-glycosyltransferase activity
Source: RefSeq, a predicted model, not a curated record